AUGUGCACUGGAAGUUUGCAAGUGUUCUGGUAUGAUCGUCGUGGUUUUCUCAUGCCAAGCGUCCGAGCUAAUCUCCAUGAGCAGGAAGUCCACCUUCGCAACAUCUACAAGAUGCACGCCAAGGACCCGGUCUGGUUCGAAAACGAGCCCAAAUAUCUGGAUGCGAACCAAUUGAAGGGGGUUCGCAUACGUGGGCGUCGAGCACGGGACUCUAUUCUCGGUCACACAAGAAUUCUUUGGACCCGACAGGGUCAUUUCCUGAAGCAAGGGGAGGAGACGACAGAACUAAACGCAGAAGAUGACAGUCCGCGAACAUCGAGAGAUACAACUCCACAACAGGCCAUUGUAGGAGCAGAAGAGCCUCCGAAUGAUGAUGGUCGGCACUUAAUGUCCAUGCCUGUCGAGCUCCAACAAACCCCUGCAGAUGGGCCAGUCCCAUAUGUUCCAUUCAACAACCCGUCUGAACAAACAUGCCCUCCUGUAGAUGUGUAUGCUGAACAAAUGCAACAAUUCUUCCAUCCAUUCUUAGACGCCGAACUUCUGGAUACCUUUCCCAAUGGAGACCUGAUCAACUUCUCCGAGCUCGACACAAGUCCGAUGAGCCUGAAUUUUCUGGAUGGAUGGGCACCUGUGAUGGAUACGAAUCUCUCCACGGUAUAA
Molecule: messenger RNA, 660 nt
Organism: Exophiala bonariae
Lineage: Eukaryota; Fungi; Ascomycota; Eurotiomycetes; Chaetothyriales; Herpotrichiellaceae
Exons: 2
Coding region: 1-660 (219 amino acids)
Source: RefSeq, a predicted model, not a curated record